GCGGCCCAGCCUCACCCAGACUCUACUUCCAGCGGCCCCCAGGUCAGUUGCGUUUGAGACCCCUUACCGGGUAAGAGUGUGAUGGGUAGGUGGUGUGCAACCAGUAUGCACGGGGAAAGAAGACUUGUGCCUUCUUUUUCCACUCUGAUCAUGCAAACCUGGCCUGAGUAUAGUUAUUCCAUGAAUUAGCUACAAGCCUUUAUAGUCGCAAUAAAGAGCCAUAUAUAACAAAGUGGAGUUCCUUGGCAAAGAUCAAUAUAUGCAUAGCUCAGCAAAAGACUGAAACAGCUUUGGAUGCAGCUUUGGAUGCAACAAUAAAUCCAAAAGAAUUUAUGGUUCCAUCUAAACAGCAAGACCAGGAAGCUUCUAGGUUAAAAUGCCAUUGCUUCCAGCAAAUUUUGCUGUUGACCAGUCUUGAUUAAAUACAGGGGAGUUGCCACUACAGAUCACUAUCAGAUACUCAGUCCUGGCAGGGAAACCUAGCUCAUGUGCUGCACCUCGCUAGAUACUCCUGUCUCUUCAGUUCCCGACACAUCAUAGGACACAUUCCAGACCCACUGUCCUGCAGAUUCCUCCCCCUGCUAUCCUGUUCCCAUGGAAGGCAUUCCUGGUCAAGCAGCCAGGGCCUCCAUCAAGGUCAGGUCUUCCGGCUAUAGAAGACAGACCAUAUCAGCAUCCUGAGUCUUGCCUAGUCCAGCUUGUAAGAAGCUAAAGGGGCUCAUGGUAGAACUGAAUUCUUAGGCAUCUGGCUUCCUGUGGCUGUGCUCCUGUACACAGCAUCCAGGUGUGAUUCAGAACUGGUGUCAGGGUUGUAGUAGCCUUCCCUGGAUUGGGGCAAAAUCUGAUCACUCAAAAGUAAAAGAUGUUGAAAGAGAAAGAAGACAUUCAGAAAAAAAGAAGGAAGAAAGCAAGAACAGUGUGGGAGAGGAUUCCACAAACAGAGAUGAAGAAUGGGAAUACAGGCACAAGACACACAAGGAAGAAGAAUCGGAGAAGGACAGAAGGAGAAAGCACAGAGAGAAGAAAGAACAUGGACCUUCAGCUGCGGAAGGAAAAGAGAAGUAUAUGCAAUUAAGAAGUCUAGCAUCUGUCAAGGAUGGGGAAGAAGGACAUACGACUAGGAAACAUAAAGACCGAACUCAUGAUGAAGAAAAGCAUCAUAGGGAGAAUAAUGAAAAACGACAGAAAGAAAACAGUGAAAAAAAGAGGAGAGACCAUAAGCACAGUGAACACAAAAGUGAAGGGAAAAGCUCAAGGCAUGAAGAUGAAUUAGAUCGUCCAUAUGAAAGGAGUAAAAAGGAAAAGGUAAAGAAACACAGCAAGAGUUUAAGAGAGGACAAGAAACAAGAACCCCACAAAGGUGAUGACUUUACAGCGGCGGGACCAUUUCACAGCAGGCAAUCAAAGGAAGAAGAAGCAAAUGAACAGAAAAAGGACCCAUUUCACUCAGAUGCAAAUUUUGAUUAUUCAGUGAACUAUGAAGAUGAUUUUGAGGAUUAUGAAGAUGAUUUUGAUGAGGUAGAUGAUGAAGAUGGUGAGGAGGAUGAAAAUAGUCAGGAGCAAGAAAGGGCUGACAGAGAAACCGAAGAAAAAAUAAGAAAAGUUCCUAUUGCCAAGAACUCAGAAAUAGAAGAAAUUCAAAAAGCAAUUAAUGCUGAAAAUGAAAAGAUUGAGACCUUAUUUCCCAAGCAAGGAAAGAAGGAAUUCCUCCCAAAAGAAUGUGAGAAGAAAGUGAGAAUGGACAGGCAAGGUUCUCCUGCUCACAGCCCUGUUUCUGGAAAGUUCAUUGAUUUUCGGACUGCCAAACAGCGACAGAGUAUCAGAAAAAUGGCCAGUCAGCAGAAGAAACGUAGCUUUGAACUUCUCCGUCUUAUUGACCUCGACUUUUCAGUCAGCUUCUGUUUGCUCGAUCUGCCUCCAGUGAAUGAAUAUGACAUGUAUAUUCGAAACUUUGGGAAAACAAAUACUAAGCAGGCCUAUGUUCAGUGGAAUGAGGAUAAUUUGGAAAGGGAUGUUCAGACUGAGGAAAUAGAGACGCAAGAGAAAUGGACACAACAUCCAGGAGAAACUGCCCUUGUGUUUGGAGGUGGUCCAAAAAGCAGCACUGAUAUGUCUGUCCUUACACCAAAAAUUGAUUCCCAGAGACUGGCAAAUUUUCUGCGAUCUGCUUGCCAGGUGAUUGAAGUUCUGCUUGAGGAGGAUCGAGUAGCCACACAGCCUAGACGAAAUCUAAGGUCACGAGCAUCCAGUCUUUCUAUUAGCGAUAGGUGCUUCCAGUUAAAUACCAAUCUUCCUUUCCUGAACGGUCGAAAAGUUUCCUGUUUGCACAUCUCACAAGCUCAGAGGCAGGCUCUACUAUCUGUUCAUGGAUUACCUGACACAUCAGGUCACCCAGUACUGGACAGCAAAUACAUCAUUUGUGUGUGGAAUGUAUGGCAACCUUCUAGUCCUCAGAAAUUAUUAUUUUGUGAAUCACAGGUGACAUGCUGCUGCUUUAGUCCUAGUAAAGCUACACUAGUGUUUGCUGGAACAGUGGAUGGUUCAGUGCUGGUAUGGGAUCUCAGGGAACAUGCAAGGAUGCACCACUGCCUGAAGGUCAAUGACACAGACUGGACAUUUAGAUCUCCAACAUUUUCUACUGAUGGAGUAUUCACCUCAGUAAACCACACAUGCCCGGUAUUGACAGUUGAAUCUGUCUCAACAUCUGUCUGCAAGGAGCAGAAUUGUGGUCUCUCCUAUCUCUCAUCAAGUGAAGAAAUGUUAGGACUCUCAUUUCAGAUUGCCUCGAUGGAUGAAAAUGGGACUCUCAGUUUAUGGGUAGUAGUGGAACUUCAAAAAGGGGAUUUGGCUGGUUCACAAAGUGAUUUAGGCUUAAUUCCUGGUGGGAAGAUAAAGUUGGUUCAUAGCUCUAAAGUUCAGCUAAACUGCAGCUUUUCCCCAAAAGACACCAUGAUGGUACCCCAGACACUGAAUAUUAAAUUUCUACCUUCAAAUCCUAAUCAUUUUGUUGUUGGAACAGAUGUCGCUGUAGUGAGUCACGGUACAAGGCAUGAACUAAAAGUACCUCCCAGGUGGUUCAAGCCCCAGCAAGGGGGAUCAAGAUCAACCAGAGUGAACACAAUAGACUUCUCCCCUUUUGGAAAGCCAAUAUUUUUGGUGGGCUGUUCAGAUGGGAGUAUAAGAUUGCACCAAAUAACUUCUGAGUUUCCACUGAUGCAGUGGAACAACAGCACAUCAGGACAGGCCAUAGUUGCCCUCCAGUGGGCUCUGACCAGGCCUGCCGUGUUUUUUGUUUUGGAUGCAAUGUCAGUUGUGUACAUUUGGGAUCUUCUGGAAAAUGACUUGUCACCUGUAGCCAAGCAACCUAUCUGGUCAGAUAAGGUUAUAACUAUGGCUGUUCUGGGUGAGCCUGAAAAACCCAAUGGUCUCCUAGGGAUUGUGCUGGCCAAAGAAUCUGGAAUAAUAGACAUUAAAUAUGUAAAGAAGAAAUGGGCCCUACCUCAACAGGAAGAGUCUGAGAAAUUGAACCUACUUUUGCAGCAGGCCUUGUAAAAUCCAAGCAAUGCCUUUCUAUGAAUACAUAAAUAUGACUAUAUGAUUUUAGGUGUAUUUAUUUAUAUUUGGGUUUUAGCCAGGUAUCACCUGGUUAAAAAGAUAUAAUUUCAUAUUUUUUCAUUUGUAUUUUUGUAAAUACUAUUCAUAUAUUUUACAAGUAUCAACACAGUAUUAGAACUUGUGAUAGAGAAUUUUUUAAUCAAAUGCAAAACAGAACAAAUAUUCAUGAUGUCAGACCUAUAAAGGAGAUAUAAAUUGUAUUUAUAUUUAUUUCUGAAAUGAUUUACUUGUAAUAGACUAUGCAUUUUAAGUGUUUAAUAGAUAUUUUGGAAUAAAAUUGUGAAUAUGCAGGCCCAUGAAAUUUUGGGUAUCUGUUUUUAAAUUGCA
Varanus komodoensis (Komodo dragon) is the source of this 3942-nucleotide messenger RNA. It is a transcript of the gene DYNC2I1, whose product is annotated as dynein 2 intermediate chain 1. Gene Ontology annotation, cellular component: cytoplasmic dynein complex. Lineage: Eukaryota; Metazoa; Chordata; Lepidosauria; Squamata; Varanidae. Bases 1066 to 3552 code for a protein of 828 amino acids. Gene Ontology annotation, biological process: intraciliary transport. The record is from RefSeq and is a predicted model, not a curated record. The transcript is spliced from 23 exons. Gene Ontology annotation, molecular function: dynein light chain binding; dynein heavy chain binding.